Molecule: messenger RNA, 5872 nt
Organism: Stegostoma tigrinum
Lineage: Eukaryota; Metazoa; Chordata; Chondrichthyes; Orectolobiformes; Stegostomatidae
Gene: anln
Product: anillin, actin binding protein
Exons: 26
Coding region: 731-4216 (1161 amino acids)
Biological process (GO): actomyosin contractile ring assembly; septin ring organization; mitotic cytokinesis
Cellular component (GO): actomyosin contractile ring
Source: RefSeq, a predicted model, not a curated record
UUCCAAGUGUGUUGAAGUAUCUCUGAGCAGAACAUGGUGCAGGGAGAAGUUUAUUUCUAUUGCGCUUUCACUGAUUUUCAAUUUAAAAUGUAUUAUACUCAGUCUAGAAGCUUUGCCACGUACUUGUACAACUGUUAUGAAUGAAGUGCAUUGCUGGAAAACAACGACCGGCCAUUUUAUAGAGCGACUGGCAUCUCAGUAACGAAAGAUGGGGAACGGAAACACAAUCUAUUCCAUAUUGGGGAAAAAAAACACGCAAACUACUGCGACCCCGCAAUAAAAAAACAAAACAAAAUGCAUCGGCAUUUUGAAACGUAAGGAGAAAAUUGCGAACUCAAGGCAAAGACGGUGCUGUACGCAGCCAUUUCCCUGAUUGACACGUAAAUGACAGUCAAGCUGGAAUUCACCAGCUCAGUGGAAAACGACCACCUUGUGUAGAUAUUUGAUUGGUUAUUUAAUCUGUCCAUCAAGAUGCAUGACGCGCGGCUUACCGUUUUCAAUUGGUCUGUAUUAUUGUUCGUCAAGUGACGUCUAGCCUUACCGUUGCCGCCAGGCUUCAUCCUAUUUCCUCCGGUCUCGCGAUCUCAGCCCGUACCGUUGACGGCGCCGAAUUUGAAAUUUUGAAUGCAGUUUGGCGCAGUUCGAGGUUGUGAAGGCAGUAGUACGAGAAGGGCCGAAGAAGCUGGUUGUUUGACAGGGGCUGAUUUGGCCGGCUCGUCACUCGGACAUUAUGGACCCGUUCACCGAGAAAUUACUUGAGCGAACUCGGGCUCGGCGAGAGAAUCUGCAGAAGAAGAUGGCUGAGAGGCCCACAGCAGCUGCUCGACAAAUUGUAAAACGAUCCAGGGAACCUUUGUCUGAGGCUAGCAACCAACCAUUGGAAGUUACUGAGGAAGUGAAAGUGUCAACCAAGCCUUCUCCAUCCAAACGACGCUGUUCAGAUAAAAUGGAAACUCCGGUCCCUGGGGCAGAGAUUGAAGAGCUAGGAAAUCCUGUUACACAAUAUCCUCCAAGUCAACCUGUUGCAUUAAUUGGGGUUCAGGAAGAACAAAGUGUGAAUCAGAAUGCAAACCCAGUAUCCUCUGUGAAGAAUCGAAUGCAAGCGUUGGCCGAACAACGACGCCAAUGGGACUGUUACGGUAAUGAUAUUGAUUCACCUGUAUCGCUUGCACACUCGUGGAAACCAGCUACCUCGCCACCUCCACAGACAGUGAGCAUUGUUGAGCCUAAAACUCCAGCUGGAAGGAGAGGACGCUUUGCAAACCUUGCUGCAGCAAUUAGCUCCUGGGACGAUGACUUGAGCCACCCGAAUAGAAAGCAAAACAAACUGCCAGGACAGCCUGGCACUGCUUGUUUACCAGUUGCUUCCACAACAAACAGAGCUGCAACUACUGACGACAGUAGCAGUGUUAAAUUGCAAGAUAUAACCAGUCCUCAAAGACCUGUAGAAAGCACUGUUAAUAAAGCCACCGUUACAGUAUCACAGGAACCCAUUAAUUUGCCCAAAGCAUUCAGUCCAAAGACAACUGAAGAGCCCAAGUCACCAGUACCUGAAAGGACACUUGCCCAGGAAAAAGUCCAGCUUAGUCCAAAGAAAAUUGAAGCCAAAUCGUUAUCAGUGAAAGGGGCAAGUAUUCAGCAUCAGACUGAGUCUAAAGAUCAACAAACCAAAGUGUCAACAACCCAGGUUCAAUCAGGAGACACUAUAACUACUCCAGGUGGUACAGGGAUCAAGUCCUUUCUGGAACGUUUUGGUGAGCGUUGCCAACAACACGUAUCAAACUCUGCUCCAUCCACUCCUGGACAGAGAUCUCUCAAUGUUACACCCAGCACAAAAGCAAUCCAGGAUCGACUUUUUAAACAGCAGGAACCUUCUACAACAGCAAACUUAACUCAGCAACGUAAACAGGAACGUGAAAAAGAACUGGCUAAUAUUCGCAAUCGUUUCCAGAGAGGUAACUUGUGGAGUGCUGAUAAGGAAAAAGAAAAUUGCUUCUCCAAGUUAUCAGAGGAUUGCAGUGAUUCUCUCCCUAGAACCUCUGAGCAAAGGAGCCCAAAAGUUCACAGAUCCCAGAUGAGUGCUGCACAGCACCCACCUCGGUCAACACUGCAACCAAAUCCAAAAUUGCCAGUGAAAUGUGCAUUAGCAGAGGCACUUGAACCAUCAUCUAUAAAAAUAUCUGGCUCUGGCAAAGCAGUUGCUUCUGGUGGACAAAGCUUGGAGGUUUCAAAUAGCCCUGCCAGAUUAAGUCCUUUCAAAAAGGUUACCUUUGUCUCUGAACAACUGAAUGUCACCGAGAAUGCGACAAGGAAUGAAGAAAAGGGUGAUGAUGAAAGAAAUAAUGAUAAAGAUGAAGCGGUAUGUGUAGUUGAGAUGAGUGUUGACAAUGAUGAAGAAAUUAAUAGUUCGGAAGUAAUUAAUGAAUUAUUUGAUGGUGUACUGGAAGAAGAAGAAUACGGAGAUGAGGAAUUGGAUGAAAGAAGGGAGUGCAAAAAGGAAACUGAAAGUGAAAUGGAGGGGAAAAGUGAUGAACUGAACAUAUCCUCAAUGUCGCUACUUGCUCCGUUGGUAGAAACAGUUGAUGCUGUCACAAAUCCAGAGAAAUCUGUUUCUACAAAUAUUACAAUGAGUCCUGCAACACAGGAGAACAUAACUUCAGACAAAAUGAAGAUGGACAAAUUACAACAAGAACACAUAACCAGAGCAGAGUCUUCUGGCAGUGUGGGGUCUUCAACAGGUGCCCAUAGCUUAUUAUACAGUAUUGAUGCCUACAGGUCUCAAAGACUUAAUGCCGAACGCCCUUCAGCAAAACAAGUCAUUGUUCGUAAAGAGGAUGUUUCUCAAAGACUUGAGGAAAAGAAUACUGCAACUCUAAGUUCAGUUUCUGUUAAACAGAGGAUGAAGAAUCUGAAUAAUGAGAUAAAUAUCCAGCAAAGUGUUAUCCACCAGGCAAGUCAGGCUUUAAACUGUUGCACAGAUGAAGAUCACGGGAAAGGAUCUCAGCAAGAGGCUGAGGCUGAAAGGUUGCUGCUGAUUGCCAGUGAAAAGAGGUUGGCACUUCUCACUGAACUGAAUAAACUGAAGAGUGAAGGAGUGCCUUCAAGUAAAAGAGGAGACCAUAUGGAGAAAGCAGCUAGCGAAUAUGCUCCAUCAAGGGGCUGUGUUGCACUUUCAGAAAUCCGCCUUCCUUUGAAGGCUGAUUUCAUCUGCUCAACAGCUCACAAAAUGGAUGCUACCAGCUAUUAUUUCUUUAUACUGAUUAAAGCAGGAGCAUUAAAUAUGGUGGCCACGCCACUGGCCCCCACCCAGAUUGCACUAAGUGGAGACGCUAUUACUUUCCCCACAAAAUUUACACUGCAGGAUGUCUCAAAUGAUUUUGAAAUUGAAAUAGAAGUUUACAGUUUGACACAAAGCCGAGAGAGCAGUACUACAGACAAGAAGAAGAAACCUAAUAAAUCGAAGUUUCUGUGCAAAAUGCCUGCACUUCAUCUGGGAGUGUUUCAUUACUUCAGAGAACUGAUUUGCUCUUUGGCCAUUACUCCAAAGAGGUUGUUGACUUCGAUUACUAAAAACAACUUGCAUACACCAGCUUUGACAAGUCCUGGAGGUCCUAAUGCAGUGCGCACCAGUAAUUUCACCUUGGUUGGAUCUCACAGGUUCACACUGUCUUCAGUAGGAGACACGAAAUUCCAACUAGAUAAGGUUCCUUUCUCAUCUCCUCUUGAAGGUCAUAUUUGUGUGAAAGUGCAGUGCCAGGUUGGUUCCAUGAUUGAGGAACGUGGUUUUUUGACCAUGUUUGAUGAUGUGAGUGGUUUUGGAGCUUGGCAUCGACGCUGGUGUGUCUUAUCAGGGAACUGCAUCUCAUAUUGGACUUAUCCAGAUGAUGAGAAAUGCAAGAACCCACUUGGCCGUUUGAACCUGGCUAAUUGCACAAGCAGGAAAAUUGAACCGGCUAAUCGUGAAUUCUGUGCUCGCCCCCACACAUUGGAACUUGUCACUGUUAGACCUCAACGAGAAGAUGACAGAGAGACUCUUGUCAGUCAGUGCAAGAAUACUCUUUGUGUCACUAAGAACUGGUUAUCAGCUGAUACCAAGGAUGAACGCAACCUCUGGAUGCAGAAGCUGAAUCAGGUUCUAGUUGAUCUGCGAACUUGGCAACCAGAUGCUUGCUACAGACCUCAUGUCCUUUUGAAGGCGAUUGAACACCAUUAUUAGUCAGUUUUAUUUUCCACUGAGAUCGUUCAGAGAAUGAAACAUUAUGAGCAUUGAACAAGUGCGAAUACUUGUGGCAUUUUGUACAUUUAAAUAUUCCUGAACAGCCAAUACACUAGCAAUAACCAUUGUACAGUGAUGCCUGAAGAAAACAACAUCUUAAAAACAGAAAAGAUGGUCUUUGGUCAAACAUUAACAUUAUUAGAGAAAGUAGAGCUUUGGAAGACUAUAAUAAUAUUGUGUAACAUUUUAUACAACAGCUAUUGCCUUGAGCUUAUUGAGUUACAGAUGUUCUUUUGCAGUUAAAAAGAUGCCACAGAGCUAAGAGCUCAGUACCUGAUCAUGUGUAAGAAUGGCUGUAACUUCAUGGCUUGGAUUUUAUUUGAUAAAUGUCACUUUGAAGUAAUUUAAGCAACUGCAAAUAGCAACUACUUGCAAAUAAGAGGAACCGUUGUUAUAGACCAUAUUGCUGUUUUUAAAAAAAAAGUUAAUUGUGAUGUCCUUUAGCCAUGAGGAAGAGCCAUGGGUCCAGAAUGAUGACAAAGGUACAAUUGCAUUUCUCCAUAUGAGUUAGCACUUUUUUAAAGUAUUUGACAGAUCUCAGUGCUUCAAAAGAAUCAGUUUCCAUCCAGUGUCUUGCCAACAAUUCUCAAAGUUUGCGGAUUAGUGCAAUUGACUAAGAAGUGAAUAUGAUUGUACUGAGCCCACUAGAAUUCUGCAUGUUACUCACGCUGUUUGGCUGAUACACCAUAAUUCUUAAGAUUGUUGGCCUUAGCUCAUGGACUAAUUCCAGAAAAAGUCAAUUUGAAAUAUCUGAAUCCUUGUUUCUAUAGUUUGAAAUACUGGAAUUUUUGGGGUACCAGAACACACUAUGCAAUAACUUUAUACAUAUAUUUUGAAUUAUGCUGCUAUUAUAUUACCUGCUUAUUAUUUGCAGGCUGUCACAUUUUACUUCUGCAAAUAGCAUUUUAAUAUUUACACAGAAUUUAUAUGCACCCUUUUGAGAGAGAUAUUAAGCUCCCUUUUUUUGUGUGAACAUCAUUGUGAAUAAUUUAAUAAUCAUACUUGAUAUUUUCAGGGCUAACGUUUUGUUCCAGUGUGCAUUAAGCCAGCCUUUACUACAAUAAUAUAUUCACUCCAGUUUUAAGAAUUUAGAAAUGGAAUUUUUUGAUUAUGCUGAUACUGGUAUGCAAUGAUUUUGAACAUGAUGUUGAUGCCAUUGUACAACACAUUGGAAAACAUUUACAUCAUAGUGAUUGUCCCAGCUAUAUUUUAUACUAUUAUUAAAUGUAUGUCAAAUAAGUACUGUAAUAUCACACUAACGAACUUGUAAGGUAUUAAAUUCAAAAUUUUUUAUUAUUUUUAUUUCCAUUAACAUUUCCAGCUUUCUUCUUUUUCUAUCCUCUCAUGUUUAUCUUCUAAUCAGGCAAUGUUAUCUCGUUCCUUUCUGUAAUGUUUUAUUGUGUUAUCACACGGCCAUCUUUUGCACAUUGUUUAAAAAUAAACUGCUUCAAAAUAUAGCCAUUUCAAAAGAUUAUGCUCAUGGAUUGAUUAAUAGUAAGUAACCUGUGUCUGUACAGCACCUUUUUAACGUGGUAGAAAUGGCAAAAACAUGUUUCACAGGAUUAGUUCUUUUGAUGCUAUACAAAAUGGGAGGCA